AUACAUUGUAGAAGAUUUCCAGUGGGCCGUAAUGGAACCUGUAUCUGCCCUCGUUUGCUUAGUUGUCAAAGAAACGUUACCAACAUAUGUGUAAGGAAUCCAGCCAAUCGUUGUCAACUAAUGAGAAAUCAAUGUGAAUUGGAACAGCAAAGAUGUGGAGGAACUGUUUUAAAUGCCACCUUGCCAGUACAAUGUCGCAACAUAAGGCCUGGCGAGACAGGAGAUUGUGCUUGUCCAUCUUUGGAAACUUGCUCGGUUAAUCGCACUAACAUUUGUGUAAGAACUAGAUUGGGCUGUCGUCUGAAGACAAACGAAUGUGAAUUGGAACGUUCUAGGUGUCAGGGAGAAGUGGUCACCCCCAUUAACCAAAUUCAAUGUAGAGGUUUUUCUCCCGGUGAUGGUGGACCCUGUGCUUGUCCUCGCAUGGAAACUUGCAAUCGUAGUAAUACCAAUAUUUGUGUAAGAUCGGAACGGGGUUGCAUGCUACUGAGAAAUGAAUGCGAAUUGGAACAGGCUCGUUGUGAAGGAAGAAAUUUCACAGUAGUUGAUGGCAUACAAUGCGUUAACUUUUCAGUAAACGUAGUGAGAAAUUGCUCUUGUCCAAAUAUGGGCAUUUGCUCUGUCAGCUCUCCAAAUUUGUGUGCCACCUCAUCCGCAACGCAAUGUAAACUUUUAGGUAAUCGGUGUGAAUUGGAAAAGGCCAGAUGUCAAGGAGAAGCACUAACCAUCGCCCACCCCUUGCAAUGCCGAGGCUUACGUCUAAACACCACAAGCAACUGUUUCUGCCCGCGUCUCCGCAACUGUUCCAUUAAUACCAUCAAUAUUUGUGUACGGGAGAAUAACAACAAUAAUACUUGUACUCUAAUGAGAAACGAAUGUGAUUUGGAACAAGCGAUAUGUGAAGGCAGAGACAUUAGAAGGGUAGCUAGCAUACACUGUCGCAACUUUACAGCCAACACCAGACGGACAUGUUUCUGUCCCAAUUUGGCCACCUGCAAUCGUAAUUCAUCAAGCAUUUGUGUCAUAAACUCAACACAGUGUCGUUUGGUGAGAAACGAAUGUGAAUUGGAACAAGCUAAAUGUGAAGGAAAUAAUCUUAUAACAACUCAUGCUGUUCAGUGUUUCAAUUUCCAAAUAAAUCAACAAAGCAACUGCAGUUGUCCCAAUUUAAUAACAUGUUCUCAAAACUCGAGCAGAAUUUGUGUCAGAACACGUGCCGGCUGUAAACUUUUAACAACACAAUGUGAUUGGGAAGAAGCCAAGUGUAGAGGAGAAGCCUUAAGAACUUUGGACCUCAUUCACUGCCAAGGUUUUCGUAGUCGUGAAGAGAGAUCAUGUUUCUGUCCCAAUUUGCAAACAUGUUCCCGCAAUACCACCAUUAUUUGUGCAAGAGAUCCCAGAAAUAAUUGCACUUUACUAAGAAACGCUUGUGAUUUGGAACAGGCUAGAUGCCAGGGACAAGCUCUUACCAUAGUGCCCAAUUUGCAUUGCAGAAAUUUCACCUCAAGAACUAGGCGAACUUGUUUGUGUCCCAAUUUGUUUAAUUGUUCCACAAAUGCUAGCACUACUUGUGUGAAAUUAAACUCAGGCUGUAAAUUGCUAAGAAAUCAGUGUGAAGUGGAGAAUGAAAAAUGUCAAGGACCAGUCAUAAUUAUGUCUCCACUACGCUGUAGACGUUUCACUUUUGGCCAAACUCGCCCGUGUACUUGUCCCAAUCUGAAAACAUGUUCUCGCAAUAAUACCAAUAUUUGUGUUAGAACUACCACAGGUUGUAGACUAAUGCGUAAUGAAUGUGAAUUAGAAGAGUUGAGAUGUCAGGGACAAAAUCUUAGAGUUUUACCAGCUGUGCAAUGUAAACGUUUACGAUCUGGCCGGGAAGGUGCUUGUGCCUGUUCCAACUGGUUAAAUUGCCAACGUAAUUCAAGUAGAGUUUGCAUAGAAACUCGCAGAGGCUGUAGACUGCUGCAAAAUCAAUGUGAUUUGGAGGAGAGGAGAUGUCGUGGAGAAGUUCUCAACGUUACCACCCCAUUACAGUGCCAAGGUUUCGCACUAGGUCAAUUAAGAAAUUGUGCCUGUCCUGAACUAAAAACAUGUUCACGCAAUAAUUCCACCAGGGUUUUAAGACCCAUUUGUGUCAAAGGUCCCAGGGGAUGUAAAUUGAUGAAUACAGAUUGUGACCUACAAUUGGCUCGAUGCAGAGGAGAAAUUUGGUCCAGAACCGAUGAUUUACAGUGCAGAGGUUUCAUAUUGGGUCAACAAAUAAUUCCAUUGAUCCUGAUUAUUUUAUUUCUUCAAGAAUUAUCGCUGACUUCAUCACAAAGAUGCCAGGGCAUAAAAUUAGAUGAAUACGAAACAUGCAAAUGUCCUGAAAGCCGUAAUUGCAAUCGUAAUCGACAAAUAUGUGGACGCAGAGGUAGACAAUGUAAACUCUUCCAAAGCGAUUGUGAUUUUAGAAACUCCUCUUGUCGAGAUGAAAUUUGGCAAAGCAUUUCAUUAAGCAACUGCUGUCAAUUCACAGUGAAUGACACUAAAGCUUGUACAACAAACCUAACCCGGACCGUAUGUGGUAGAGCCUCCAACAACAGAUGUCGUAACUUUCCAACGAGAUGUGACUUAAAUAAGGCAAAUAGAAGAAAUAAUGAAUGGUCUUUAGUUAAUCAAUCGAAUUGCAAGUGCAUACGCAGUGGUCGCACUGGCACAUGUGCUGAACGUAUUGUCUGCACACCUCCCACUAAUCGUAUUCCUAGGAUUUGUGGUCGCCAAGGGCGAACACACAGGAUGUUUAGAUCGCAAUGUCACCUAAGGUUGCACAAUUAUCAAAAAUGUACCAAUUUUAGAGCAGUUCGUACCAGACUGUGUCGCAGAAGAGAAGGAUAAUUUAUUGUUAUAUUUCUUUAAAACUGAAACAAAAUAAAUAAAGUUUAUUUUAAUAAUUCAUGAAGAUACAAUUA
This is a messenger RNA of Calliphora vicina (urban bluebottle blowfly), 2951 nucleotides long. RefSeq lists its product as uncharacterized. The transcript is spliced from 17 exons. The record is from RefSeq and is a predicted model, not a curated record. The coding region runs from base 121 to 2877 and encodes 918 amino acids. Lineage: Eukaryota; Metazoa; Arthropoda; Insecta; Diptera; Calliphoridae.